AUGAGUACGCCGGUUGAAAGGAAAGCGCGGGUGCUGUCCCGCAAGGAGAUCGAGGCCCAAAUUGCCAAUGGCUGGUCAAUUGUCAUAGUGGACAAUAAAGUGCUCAAGGUCGACGCGUGGAUGCCGUACCAUCCCGGAGGAGACAAGGCCAUGCGACACAUGGUGGGACGAGACGCCACGGACGAGGUCACUCGAUUUCACUCGGCUCAAACACUCGAGCUCGUGAAUCGCUAUCAAAUCGGCCGAAUCGAAGGUAGAUGGACCAAUUUUCUACCGCCAAUACAAGGGGGGAAAUUCAGAACACAGGAAGAGCUCGAUAAGCUUCCUGAUGAAGAAUGUCUUGGUGGCUCCUUGUCAGAUCGAGACUCUGCAAGCUCCCCAUCCUCAGUUGAACAGAGCCCCAUCUUCGAGCCUGCCGACCGAUCGACCUCAGCAUUGCGGAACCGAAACGCUCGCAAUAUCACCAGAACUUCCUCAAGCUCUUCCAUCUCUUCUGUCGAACUUGAACACACAAAAAUCUCGCCGAAGAUGUCGGUGCUCGAUCGAAGAACACAGCAAGAGCUGGACUUCGACAAGGCUAAAUACCCAGCCCUGGACAUCAAGACCCAAGACAACAUCACCAAGAAGUAUCGGGAGCUGCAGAAACGCAUAGUAGCAGAAGGGUUGUAUGAAUGCAACUUCACGUCGUAUGGUAUCGAGUGCCUGCGGUAUAGCCUGUUCUUUUGCGCCUUCCUAUAUUUGCUUUGCAAUGGAUGGUAUAUCACCAGCGCCAUUCCGCUCGCAUGCUUCUGGCACCAGCUUACUUUUACGGUCCACGAUGCGGGACACAUGGGCAUCACACAUGAUUUUACGACUGACACGACCAUCGCAAUGUCUAUUGCUUCAUUCCUGGGCGGCUUGAGUGCUUGCUGGUGGAAGUACAAUCACAACGUUCACCAUCUUGUCACGAACCAUCCAGAGCACGACCCGGAUAUCCAAUACAUCCCUUUCUUCGCCGUCACCCAUCGUUUCUUGGAAAGUCUGACAACGACCUACUAUGAAUGGGUAAUGGAGUACGAUGCGUUCGCAAAAAUCAUGGUUCGUAUCCAGCACUACACGUACUACCCCAUCAUGCUCUUCGCACGCUUCAAUCUCUAUAGACUGUCGUGGGUCUUCUUGCUUUCUGGAAAGGGGCCAAGGAAAGGCCCAGCAUGGUGGCACCGCUACUUUGAGCUGUUUGGAAUUGCAGUGUUCUGGGCCUGGUAUGGAUACGGAGUGGUGUACAAAUCUUUCCCUGACAACUGGAGUCGUUUCUGGUUUGUGCUCAUCAGCCACGCCCUUACCUCGCCACUCCAUGUUCAGAUCACGCUAUCGCACUUUGCAAUGAGUACUACCGACCUGGGCAUUCACGAGUCUUUCCCUCAGAAAAUGCUUCGAACGACCAUGGACGUGGAUUGUCCGCAAUGGCUCGACUUCUUCCAUGGAGGCCUGCAGUUUCAAGCUAUCCAUCACCUAUACCCUCGUAUUCCAAGACAUAAUCUGAGGAAGACACAGAAACUGGUACAAGAGUUUUGCAAUGAGGUGGAUAUACCAUAUGCGCUGUACGGCUUUGUGGAUGGUAACAGGCAGGUUGUUGGACGACUUGCGGAUGUGGCAAGGCAAGCGGCGAUUUUGGCCGAGUGUCAACGCACAAUAGCAGCGGAGGGGGAUUAUGGUAUGCAUUGA
This is a messenger RNA of Plenodomus lingam JN3, 1704 nucleotides long. RefSeq lists its product as uncharacterized. Gene Ontology annotation, cellular component: membrane. The record is from RefSeq and is a predicted model, not a curated record. Gene Ontology annotation, biological process: lipid metabolic process. Gene Ontology annotation, molecular function: oxidoreductase activity, acting on paired donors, with oxidation of a pair of donors resulting in the reduction of molecular oxygen to two molecules of water. Lineage: Eukaryota; Fungi; Ascomycota; Dothideomycetes; Pleosporales; Leptosphaeriaceae.